CAUUUUUAUUCUAUUUUACAGUCAGCCUCUCCAUCGUCCGACACGUGUCCACCAUGAAGACGUUAGCAUUGACCAAAAUCCUAUUUCUCCUUCACAUCGCCCUUGUCUGCGGGGCGCCCUUCAUUGCCAAGCGGUACAGGAAGACCCAACAGGAGGACCAGAACUACUGGAACAACCUGGCCCAGAACGAGCUGAAGCGAGCCCUGGGCGUGGAGAAGAACACCAACGUCGCCAAGAACGUCAUCCUGUUCUUGGGCGACGGCAUGAGCAUCCCGACCCUCACGGCCGCCAGGAUCUACAAGGGGCAACAGCACAAGCGGGGAGGCGAGGAAGGACACCUCACUUUUGAAUCCUUCCAUCACGUGGGGCUCUCCAAGACAUACAACGUCGACAAGCAAGUUCCAGACAGCGCUGGGACUGGCACAGCUUAUCUAACCGGAGUCAAGACGAACUACAAGACCAUUGGCUUCGACGCCUCCAUCAAAUACAAUGACUGCCAGACUAUGUUCGAAAACAAUAAGGUGUAUUCCAUUGCCAAGUGGGCCCAAGAUGCCGGCAAGAGGUCAGGUGUUGUGACUUCUACCAGGGUGACCCAUGCCACGCCAGCCUCCACCUAUGCCCACGUCGCGAACAGAGACUGGGAGUGUGACGGCGCUAUUUCGGCUGAGGAUAUGCAAAAAUGCCCCGACCUGAAGGACAUCGCGAGACAGCUGAUCGAAGAUGAGCCCGGCAAUUCCCUGAACGUGAUCAUGGGUGGCGGUUACCAGAACUUCGUCGCCAACGCUACGGACAGACCCAAUGACCCCUUGGACGACCAGUGGGCCAGCUGCAGAAGGAAGGAUGGGCGAGACCUGGUCAAGAGCUGGCUGGAAGGAAAGCAACAGAGUGGAGUCAAGCACCACUUCGUCCGGUCCAAAACAGAACUGAAUGAUGUCGACACUUCGGACACUGAAUAUCUCUUUGCCCUAUUUUCCAACGGCCACGUCCCCUACGAGCACGAGAAGAAGAGCCUGAACCUGGACGUCCCGACGCUGGCCGAGAUGACCGAGAAGGCGAUCGAGAUCCUCUCAGCUGGAGACAACGGCUUCUUCUUGCUGGUUGAGGGAGGCCGAAUUGACCACGCCCACCACGACACUCUAGCUCACCGCGCCCUUGACGAGGCCGUAGCGAUGGACGAAGCUAUUGAAAAGGCCUUGAACCUCACCAGUGAAGAGGAUACGCUCAUCGUUGUCACCGCCGACCACGCUCACACCAUGUCUAUCAGUGGCUAUCCCAGUCGUGGACAGGAAAUUAUUGGUCUCGCCGCUCUGGGUGACGACGGCCCCUACACCACGCUCAUGUACGCGAACGCCCCGGGACUACACCGUCAAGAGAUGAGAAACGAGCAGCAUCUCGUCUCCCGCUGGAACAUCACACAGGAAGUGGCCACAGGAUGGGACUACACUCAGCUGGCGGCCGUACCCAGGAACUCAGAGACACACGGUGGCGAUGAUGUUGCUAUUUAUGCUAACGGUCCCAUGGCUCACCUUUUCCACACUCUUCACGAGCAGAACUACAUUGCCCACGCCAUGGCAUAUGCAGCUUGUAUUGGAGCUAAUCAAGACCAUUGCAAGGGUGCAAGCACCAUGUAUCCUGGAACACCUACUGUUGGUAAAACAACUGAUUAUAUUGAAACAACUACUGCGGGAGGAUCAACUUUAGCUGCUCUACCUGGUGUGGUUCUCGCGCUGCUCUCUGCCUUGUGGUUACAGCACUGAGUGCGUCGCUAUCCCUUCAUGCUUAUCAAAUUAGAAUAUGUGGUUUUAUCUUCCAAAUACUUUAAACAAAUUGGUAGUUUCGAGACCAAUGACAGCAGCUAAGUGAAAGAAUGUGAAAUUUCAAGACCAAUUACAGCAGCUAGUUGAUAUAACUGAUUAAUUCCUACAUCAGAUUGACAAACUUAGGGCACUAGUUAUGAGAAGCACUGCAUUUACACUAGCUAGUAUGUGAUUUCCGGUAUGAAUUAUCUGACAAUUUUAAAUUAAAGAACUUAUGUCAGUAUUUUCUCUAUAUUUUUAUAUGUAUGGGAAUGUCUUUGUCCAUUCUUGUUGCAUAGCAGCUGGAUAUUAUGCAUUUCUAACUAAGGUACAAGUGUCAAGUAUCCAAUGGUGCUACCGAGGGGCCAAAUACUUAGUAAGAUAACAAGACUGGUGCUACUAUCUUUAAAGCUUGAGUGAUACAAUGGUUUCUGUGAAAUUUAGUGUCUCAGGUAUUACUUUGCAAGAGUUAUGCUAGCUUGUGAAGAAUCACAAGGAAAAUAUUGGGUUACAUGAAUUAAAUGUUUGUGGGUGGUAUGAAUGUGGCUGAUUAUGUAAAAUCUAUUGGCACAUUAUUAUUACCACCAAAACUUUAAAUUUCUGUAACUGGAAAGAGUAAAAGGUAGCUGUGAAAAUACUUGAUUGACAUUUAAUAAUAUAUUUGUACAUUCUGCUCAUCCUUGAUGCUUUAUGUGGAGAUGUUUGUUGACAGGUAAAACCAAGUAGUAUUUAAACAAUAUCCUGACAUCACAUCAAUGGAUCACUGCUUUCAUUAGUUUCAACCAACAUAGAUAUUUAUUCAUUGUCACAUCAUUUUGAUCCUUUGAAUGCUAUUUUCCAGAUGAAAUACUAGGAUAUUUGCAUAUAUGUAAUUAAUUAUAAUAUAUAUAUAUAUAUAUUUUGUCAACGUGAUCUAAAUAAAAUAUUGA
Penaeus vannamei (Pacific white shrimp) is the source of this 2725-nucleotide messenger RNA. Lineage: Eukaryota; Metazoa; Arthropoda; Malacostraca; Decapoda; Penaeidae. The record is from RefSeq and is a predicted model, not a curated record.